GUUGCAGAGAGUCCAAUGGCGACCAAGUAGUUGCUGAAAAUACUGCAAAGAUAGCAUCCAACAAGAAAGCAAUACAAUGGAACUUCCUUUCAACUUCUUUGCUUUCUCUCUGUUCUUAGCCUUUGUUUUAACUUUGAUCAAGGGAAUCAAGAGAUCAAAAGAACCCCAGAAACUACCACCAUCUCCUUGGAAACUACCUAUUAUUGGUCAUAUGCAUCAUUUAAUAGGCUCCCCACCACAUCAUGCUCUCAGAAAAUUAGCUCAAAAUUAUGGACCCCUAAUGCACAUUCAGCUGGGUGAAAUGUCUUCGAUUGUGGUAACUUCACCGGGUUUGGCGAAGGAGAUCAUGAAAACUCAUGAUCUUGCCUUUGCAGACCGCGGAGAAUUUCUAUCUGGAAAGAUCAUAUGCUACAAUUGUUCAGACAUCGCUUGCUGUCGAUAUGGUGACUACUGGAGACAAAUGCGUAAAAUAUGCACCUUGGAACUCCUUAGUGCUAAAAGUGUCCGAUCAUUUGCCUCUGUUCGCCAAGAUGAGGCUUUGCAUCUGAUAUCAUCGAUUAAGGUUCUUGCUGGUGCUCGAGAACCAAUCGAUUUUACAGAAAAAGUGUCCUCAUACACCAGUUCCGUGGUUUGCAGAGCAGCAUUUGGGAAAGUAAGCAAAGAUGAUCAUGUUGCAUUCUUACAGCUACUCAAAGAAGUAACUCGCCUAACAAGUGCCUUCGAUAUUUCUGAUCUGUUUCCAUCAUUCAAGAUUCUUCAUUUUCUCCUUUCAGCGGAAACUAAACUUCUUAACAUCCACCACAAGGUAGAUAAAGUUUUGGAUAAGAUAAUCAAUCAGCAUCUUGAAAACCUAUCAGAAAGAAAAACAUCCACAGGUGAAUACGGCCAUGAAGAUUUAAUUGACGUCCUAUUACGAGUUCAAGGAAGUGAUGAACUCCAAUUUCCAAUUACCAACAACAAUAUCAAAGCUGUUAUUAUUAAUAUAUUUGCAGCAGGGAAUGAGACUUCAUCCGUAACACUGGACUGGGCGAUGUCCGAAAUGAUUAGAAAUCCAGGUGUGAUGGCUAAGGCACAGAGUGAAAUAAGGAAUGCUUUCAGAGGAAAAAACUCAAUUGAAGAAACUGAUAUUCAACAACUGCAAUACCUAAAGUUAGUGAUUAAAGAAACUCUGAGGCUACACCCUCCUGCCCCUUUGUUGCUUCCAAGAGAGUGUAGGGUGGCAUGUGAAAUUGAUGGAUACAUCAUCCCUGCCAGAACAAGAGUGUUGGUCAAUGCCUGGGCAAUUGGAAGAGACCCUGAGUAUUGGGAUGAUCCAGAAUGUUUCAAACCAGAGAGAUUUGCAAACAGUUCCAUUGAUUUCAAUGGAACUCACUUUGAGUAUCUCCCAUUUGGUGCAGGAAGGAGAAUUUGUGCAGGGAUUUCAUUUGGUUUGGCCAAUGUUGAGCUUCCUUUAGCUCUUUUGCUCUAUCAUUUCGAUUGGAAUCUCCCAAGUGGCCUCAAUUCCAGUGAUUUAGACAUGAAAGAGACUGUUGGGAUAGCUACAUCAAGAUCAGACAAUCUUUGCUUGAAGGCCACUUUAUAUGAUCCAUGAUAUAUCCUUGGUUCCACAAACCAAAUUUUGUAUACAAACUAAAGCUUGAAUUGGUAAUAUCUGCAGAUGCUGCCGUCCUCUUUGACAACAAGCAAGUUCAACUUGAUGGUUUUGUGACUAUAUUAUGAUAAUCAUCUUUCGAUAAUAUUCUUAGCCUCUUUUUUGAGCAAACUUCUUUAUGAUUACAUAUAAAACAAAUACCAAGUGUG
This is a messenger RNA of Coffea eugenioides, 1800 nucleotides long. RefSeq names its product premnaspirodiene oxygenase-like. Gene Ontology annotation, molecular function: monooxygenase activity; oxidoreductase activity, acting on paired donors, with incorporation or reduction of molecular oxygen; heme binding. Lineage: Eukaryota; Viridiplantae; Streptophyta; Magnoliopsida; Gentianales; Rubiaceae. Bases 77 to 1591 code for a protein of 504 amino acids. The record is from RefSeq and is a predicted model, not a curated record. The transcript has 2 exons.